Molecule: messenger RNA, 468 nt
Organism: Adineta steineri
Lineage: Eukaryota; Metazoa; Rotifera; Eurotatoria; Adinetida; Adinetidae
Source: the annotation of a GenBank genome assembly
AUGGAACACGAACGUUCUUUUCAAAAACAACCAACUAUUUUUUUAAAUAGAAAACAAGCUGUCGUUAAAGCUAGCAAAACAGGUCGUGCAGAACGUUAUACACGUAAUGUCGGCUUAGGUUUCAAAACACCACGCGAAGCUAUUGAAGGUACAUAUAUUGAUAAAAAAUGUCCAUUUACAGGCAAUGUAAGCAUUCGUGGUCGUAUUCUUACUGGUACAGUUAUGAAACUUAAAAUGACACGUACAAUUGUUAUUCGUCGAGAUUAUUUACAUUAUGUACGAAAAUAUAAUCGUUUUGAAAAACGUCAUAAGAACAUGUCUGUACAUUUGAGCCCAUGCUUCCGUGAUGUACAAAUCGGUGAUGUUGUUACAAUUGGCGAAUGCCGUCCAUUAUGUAAAACAGUUCGAUUUAACGUACUCAAGGUUACAAAAGCAGCUGGUUCAAAAAAACAAUUCCAAAAAUUCUAA